Molecule: messenger RNA, 1119 nt
Organism: Stegodyphus dumicola
Lineage: Eukaryota; Metazoa; Arthropoda; Arachnida; Araneae; Eresidae
Source: RefSeq, a predicted model, not a curated record
UUAAGUAGUGUAUUUUUCUGACAUUUGCAUUAUUUAAAGGAAUAUAUUACUUCUUUUUUAUUAAUCCGUUUUCUGAUAUUAAUAUUCUUUGAACAAAAUAGACUUGCAAUAGAACAUGCAAAUAGUGUUAUGUCGUAAAGGCUAUGUAUUCAUUCGUUGCUUUAAAAAUGUCUUCAGAUAAAUGCAGUAAUUUGAAUCAAGCUCAGUUAGAAGAAUUUACAGAUUUGCAGAAUCGUGGAAAGAAAUUUGCAGCUGAAGGGAAACUUUAUGAUGCUUUGCAUUUAUUUGAACUAGCUAGACAAAUAUGUGAAACUCCAAAAGUAUUACUAAGGAUAAAAAAACUGAAGGAUGCUAUUAAACAAAAUAACAUGAAAGAGGCAAGCUAUACUGUAGUUACUAAAAAUCAAGUUUUAAGUGAUGUGUCUCGCACUUCUCAUAAUGAGAAAUUUGAAAGAAAAUCUUACUGUAACUAUUCAGGCAGAUUAUUCAAGGAGCCAAAUGGGAGGCGAUUUAAUUAUCCCAAUACAAAGAAGUUAUUUAAAGAGUCAAAUGAAAUGUAUGGUUCUUUCAGUGUUCUUGGUGAAAUUCAGAAUAUCAGAAAAUCAGAUAAACAUAUAUCUAAAAGUGGUCAAGAUUUAACACCAGAAAGUAUAGUAAAGUUUAGAAAACUUAAGCAGACUGCAAUUGAAUUAUCCCAUAUUGAAGCUUCUUUAGAAAACUGUAAAGCAACAUUAAAGAUGUACAGCUCCCCAAGGCUCAAAAAGUAUGCUGAAGAAAUUGAAUCUACAAUUGCUAAUUAUUCUAGUGUAUUAGAGAAAUAUAAAAAUUUAACCGAGAUUAACGAACAAUCUUUGAAUGAAGUGCAAAAAGCUGAAUCACUUGAAAAACCAAAAAUUUCAAAAGUGGUUAAAGACUUAGAGGAGAAAUUAUUAAAUAUCUGAACAUGUCGGAGUCAAACUAUUCGAGGAGAAAAUAUCUGAAAAGCAACAAAUACACAACCUGAUUCAGAAGAAAUUAUGAAAUUUCACAACACAACAAAUAUCAGUUCUGGAACUCAUCAGAGAGAAAAUCUGUCAAAUGAAAUCAUAAAAAAUCUAAAAGUUCAUAAAGAAACAGAUA